This is a messenger RNA of Symsagittifera roscoffensis, 1061 nucleotides long. RefSeq lists its product as uncharacterized. The transcript is spliced from 5 exons. Lineage: Eukaryota; Metazoa; Xenacoelomorpha; Acoela; Convolutidae. The record is from RefSeq and is a predicted model, not a curated record. The coding region runs from base 225 to 1025 and encodes 266 amino acids.
AACAGUUUUUGACUGUAAAAUGACCAAGUUUCCAUGCAAUUUUAGUACUUUUGUAAAGCAAUAAAAAUAUCACAAAUUGAAAACUUCAAUCAAAAUUCGUACUUUUCACUCAUUGUUUGACUUUUUAAGCACAAUUGUUUCAAGCACAAGCUUUAUCAUAAUUGACAAUCGAGAUAAAAUUGUGAAAAAGAUUGAAAUAAUAGUUGGGAUUGAAACUUCCAAAAAUGAGUGUGGAUGCCCCGUGGUAUAACGAGCAUUUUGGUCACUAUAGACCCAGAAAUGUGAUGAAAGAUGUUGCUUUCAGACAGUUCUACAAACCAACUGCGAUGGAGCUCAAGAACGGCAACACUUGGAGAAAAAUCGGUGACUUCUGGAGUGCGGAGUUCCUCACUCUCUACUCGAAUGGCAUGCUGGCCUUCUUCAAUGAGCCCUAUGGCACCUGCAAUGGCAUGAUCAACACUAGAGGCAAUGUGCUUGACAUACACCAUGCAGAUUCAAUUCCAGUGCCAAAGCGCAGACUUCCCCUGAUGCCUGAGUGGGCCACAAGAGACCAUCUGGUGCUCAUCAGGGGACACAAGCAGAACUUCUACUUUGUCUUCCAAACUGUCAUUGACGCCAAAACAUGGGUCUCAGCAAUCAAUAACACACGUGCACUCAUCCCCGGAAUGUACGACCAGCAACCCCCUCUCCCAGGGUUCUACCCGUUCGGAGACUACGUUCCCCCAGGAUACCCCAAGUUAAACCAACGACUACCCGACAACCACAACAACUACAUGUUUCCUGAACCACCGAAACCCAACGUCGCCAGGGGUGAGAAAGGUAUCCAGGGUUCGCCGAGACGGGCGCCGACUCGCCAUCGUCCAGUUGCGGUCGAGAAGGUGGAAGAUCAAAGGCCUUUCGGCUGGACGGAUCCGAUUGAGAAACCUAUAUUUCAUAUUCCGGAGGAACCAGGCCACGGCUGGAGCAGAUCACAGAGGAGCAAUUUUUACUACCAUGGAGGUCAAACUAUGAGGGAUGAGCCGUGAAUUAGUAUGCGAAGAAAAAGUAAUAUUAAUGAUAAG